AUGCCUUCAAAGUGGCAAAAUUUAAACAAGACGAGACUGCAAAAAGAGUGCAAGGACCGCGGGCUUUCAGUCGCUGGCAAAAAACAGGAUCUCCUGUCAAGGCUUUUGAAACAUCAUGAAAAUGAUGAAAUAAAAGUCAAGAGUUCUGAUUUGUCUGUUGGUGAUUUGCCGGGAAUCGAUGAAUUACAGGAUUGUUUGUUCGACGAGGAUGAUCCAUCUGAGGACGAGGGUGAUGACGAUGACGAUCCAUGGUACGUCCCGAGCGGCGCCUCUGAUAAUGACGAAGAUGGAAAAGGCGAGAAAUCCGACACUCCAUCAGGGGAGGAAUCCGCUCAAUCGACGGAGGAAUCCGACCCUCCAUCGGAGGCGGAAGACUCCGAUGCUCAAUCGGAGGACGGCAUUGAGCCGGAAAACGAAGAAGAGCCCGCUCCAAAAGUCGCAAAACCUUCCGUUGAAAUCGAAACAGAAACUGAAAAGAAGGGAGGCGAGAAUAAAAACGAGAGUUUAAAUGCUACGAGUGCACCGAUUCCUCUUGUUCUUCAAGCGCCAGCUGUUCCUUCUAAAACGAGUGAGCCCUCCAAACCAUUGUCGAAAAAGGAGAGAAGAAAAAAGAGACGACGCGAGCAAAAGCCUCGACUUCGCUCGACAACAUCGAGAAAAUAUAAUAAAAAAGAGAACUCUGGCAACGACGCCGAUUCUGAAGACGCUGACGAUGUUCCUCCUCCAGCCCCCAAAAUCGCCAACCUCGACUUCGACCCAAACGUCCCGGGGCCAUCCCGGUUCAUCAGAGCAUUCGUGGAAAAAGUAACGGGGCCAUUCAAAAAACCGCAAAAAGGCUACGAAGAAGUUGGAUCAGACAGUGAUUAG
Molecule: messenger RNA, 867 nt
Organism: Oikopleura dioica
Lineage: Eukaryota; Metazoa; Chordata; Appendicularia; Copelata; Oikopleuridae
Source: the annotation of a GenBank genome assembly